AUGAUCUCUUUGGUGAGGAGUGUCUUCUUGAGGUCUUCAUGCUCGAUUAGGGUGAUUAAGCUUUCUAUUGUCUUGUUGAACUCCUCUCUUAAGCUCUUGGUUCCUGACCUUGUUCUUGGAGCUUGCCUCAUGGUUGGUAUGUUGAUUGUUUGUGCUACUGGUUCGCCUACUUCGAUUGUGAGCUAUAAUCAUUUGGGAAACAACGACGGCAUGAACUUCUCAGCGCCACAGACUUUUCGCUCUAAGGAAAUUUCGAAGAGUAAUGUCGUUGACGACAUGGUGGCUAGUAAUGCCAUCCUCUUUGAGCCCCGUGAACAUCCCGUCCAUGUUGUUGUCAUCAAGUAUGUUCCUUAUGUUGGGGAUAGUAAAAGAGCUAUGGACGAGUACACUUCGGAAAUAUUUAUGGGAGGGAAAAACACAAUAGCACCACUUGUACCGCCUGGAACACCGGUGGUGAAUGCUCUGUCGAAGCAGCGGGUGAUGCUGGAGAACAUUCUCAGGGCCUGUGUUGGGCUUGCACCGGAGAAUAACAUGAUCAUGGAGUACAAGUGA
Messenger RNA from Arabis nemorensis, 552 nucleotides. The record is from the annotation of a GenBank genome assembly. NCBI's taxonomy places the organism in Eukaryota, Viridiplantae, Streptophyta, Magnoliopsida, Brassicales, Brassicaceae.